This is a messenger RNA of Caenorhabditis bovis, 441 nucleotides long. NCBI's taxonomy places the organism in Eukaryota, Metazoa, Nematoda, Chromadorea, Rhabditida, Rhabditidae. The record is from the annotation of a GenBank genome assembly.
AUGGUAAAGUAUAUCGGUGUGACGUUGAUUGCCGUAUGUUUCACCUAUGGGAUUAUUAUUGAUAGGGACGAUGAAACUUUUCGGAAUGUCGAGCACAGCAUUCAACAGUUUUUCAACGGGUCCAAAGAUGUUAUUAAUACUUUUGAAGUGACCUAUUGUUCGGUUAAAGCUAGGCUUCAUUCAUUCACUGGACCGAAGCAGAUGUUGAGGAAUUAUACGAAUCAACGGAUUGAGAUCACCUCGAUGAUUGCCGACGAGAAUCGAAUGAAUGUCGCCGUGCUCGCCAGGGAGAUCAUCGAGUUCGUGCGGUACAAUCGAACAGUUGUCAAUGGAAUGUAUUUUCGAUUAGAGACGGGAAACGAAUUUCAAAACAUGUACGCAAUUAAUCAUGUCGAGUAUCGAUGCCAUAAUGGAGUGUAUGCUUACUCGGAAGAUCUCUGA